AUGGACCAAACUACCCCCAAGAAGGAAGGCUCUCUUUCUCUCGAAGCCAGCAAUGUCCACCAAAUCUGUGCCCAGAGCAUCUGCGAAUCGUCCAGCGAGGUCGGUCACUCUACAGCCACCGAGGGUUCAGGCUUCUUCAGCCUUCCAGGAGAGCUUAGAAACAUGAUCUACAAGCAUGUUCUGAUUCGACCGGCGAGCCAGACCUCCGCCGACAAAGACAACGGCAUUGCGGAAGGAGGCACGAUCAGGGCGUACAGCGGUCGAGACUGGGGUGACCAGAAGGCGCCUCCUCUGAGCUUCCUCUACGUCAACAAACAGAUCCAUGAAGAAGCAAUGGGCGUUCUCGGAACUUCGUCAGACGCGGAAGCCAAAGUGGAGGUCCGCUUGGGAGAUUGUUACCCCAAUCACGAUUCCGGCGUGGCAUUCCAUGCCGCCCAGCAUAACGCUCUCGAGAACUUUGUCAGAGUCUAUAUCACCCCUGACGUAUGGGACGAAGGAAUGGAUCCUCACGAUAACACCGAGCGUCAGCUAGCGCACCUGAAGCGCCACAUUGAGAUCUUCGUUGCUGCGUCGGCUCUGUACUGGAAAGGCGCAAAGCGCUACGCGACUGUGGACCUCCAAGACAUCGUCACUCCACCGUUAUACCGAGCCCCUAAGCCAAGUCCCAAGGACGGGGAGGAGGAGGCCCUCUACGACAAGAUUGUGGACAUCCUGAAGCUGAUGCACAAGGAUGAGGCCACACAGUGGACAGUUGUUGUUAUGGGUGGGCAGCACGCCCCGAAGAACAUGAACACCUUAAAGGUGGCUUGCGAGGAGCUCGGGAUCAUUUUCAAGAACCGUGAGACACGAUACGACGUAAUGUAG
Mytilinidion resinicola is the source of this 864-nucleotide messenger RNA. RefSeq lists its product as uncharacterized. The transcript has a single exon. The record is from RefSeq and is a predicted model, not a curated record. Bases 1 to 864 code for a protein of 287 amino acids. Lineage: Eukaryota; Fungi; Ascomycota; Dothideomycetes; Mytilinidiales; Mytilinidiaceae.